Anopheles cruzii is the source of this 1767-nucleotide messenger RNA. It is a transcript of the gene Gr21a, whose product is annotated as gustatory and odorant receptor 22. The transcript has 5 exons. Gene Ontology annotation, cellular component: dendrite; membrane; axon. The record is from RefSeq and is a predicted model, not a curated record. Bases 45 to 1448 code for a protein of 467 amino acids. NCBI's taxonomy places the organism in Eukaryota, Metazoa, Arthropoda, Insecta, Diptera, Culicidae. Gene Ontology annotation, biological process: sensory perception of taste.
UCAUUGGAACGGAGGGUGGAACACGACCCUAACGGACACACACCAUGAUUCACUCGCAGAUGGAAGAUGCUCAGUACGAGAUCCGCCAGCAAGUUUUGAAUCCUAACCAGCGCCAGCAGCUAGAAGACAGGCGCCGUAUCAAGGAGCAAACGGAUCUGUUGGCGCAGGACAACGAAUCGCCGACGCACCUGUACGGACGGAGGCGAAAGAUCAACACGGAUGUCAAUCUACUCGACAAGCACGAUUCGUUUUAUCACACCACCAAAAGCCUUCUGGUGCUGUUUCAAAUAAUGGGCGUCAUGCCGAUCAUGCGAAGUCCGCCGAACGUGGACAUGCCGCGCACCACCUUCACCUGGUGCUCGAAGGCAUUCCUUUGGGCGUACCUCAUUUACGCCUGCGAAACUAUCGUUGUGCUUGUAGUUGCGCACGAGCGUAUCAAAAAGUUUAUCUCAACAAGCGACAAACGAUUUGACGAAGUCAUCUACAAUAUCAUCUUUAUGUCAAUCCUGGUGCCACACUUCCUACUACCGGUAGCUUCGUGGCGCAACGGAUCGGAGGUGGCCAAAUUCAAGAACAUGUGGACGGACUAUCAGUACAAGUAUCUGAUCGUCACGGGCAAGCCGAUCGUUUUCCCCAAGCUCUAUCCCAUCACGUGGGCGUUGUGUAUUUUCUCGUGGUCAUUGAGCUUUAUCAUCAUCCUAUCGCAGUACUAUCUGCAGCCGGAUUUUCAAUUCACUCAUACCUUCGCCUAUUUUCACAUUGUAGCAAUGCUAAAUGGAUUCUGCAGCCUUUGGUUUGUCAAUUGCACGGCUUUCGGUACUGCAAGCAAGGCAUUCGCCAAAGAGUUAACGGACGUCCUGACCACCCAGCGCCCCGCUGCCAAGUUGACCGAGUACCGCCAUCUUUGGGUCGAUUUAAGCCACAUGAUGCAACAGCUAGGUAAAGCUUAUUCCAACAUGUACGGUAUCUACUGCCUGGUGAUAUUCUUCACCACAAUUAUCGCCACCUACGGGGCACUGAGCGAAAUUAUCGAGCAUGGAGCAACCUAUAAGGAAGUCGGUUUAUUUGUCAUUGUUUUCUAUUGUAUGAGCUUGUUGUUCAUCAUCUGCAACGAGGCCCACCACGCAUCCAAAAGGGUUGGACUGAACUUUCAGGAACGUCUACUGAAUGUAAAUUUAACGGCCGUCGACAAAGCGACCCAGAAGGAGGUGGAAAUGUUUCUAGUCGCCAUCGAUAAAAAUCCACCAACCAUGAAUCUCGAUGGCUACGCUAAUAUCAAUCGAGGAUUAAUCACGUCGAACAUUUCUUUUAUGGCCACCUACUUAGUGGUCCUGAUGCAAUUUAAGCUGACUCUACUGCGACAGAGCGCAAAGAACGCAUUUAUCUCAUCGCUGAAAGCAAAUCUAUCCAAAAUACAAGCAAUGCAACAAACAGAGAAGCCAAACUAGAUCUUUUGAACGGAGUCAUCGUAUCAAUCAAACAUAAGGAGGACGACCGGGCAACACUACCCCUGUUAUUAUUUUUUCAAUAGAUUUUUAUUAUUUUGCUCCAACUCCACUUUUAGCGUGACACUUCGCGUGGGUUCGCUCGGAAAGUUCGCUGACCAUCUUACUUUAUAAGGUUGUUUAAAACUUGCUGAACUUCUUCUUCGAUCCAGCGAGCUUGCUCACCUUAAGCACAUUGAAGCGCACGGUUUUCGAAAGCGGUCUGCAUUCACCCACGGUCACGAUAUCUCCGGCUUCAACGUCGCUAUAGAAAAAAAAGACA